This is a messenger RNA of Strongylus vulgaris, 504 nucleotides long. NCBI's taxonomy places the organism in Eukaryota, Metazoa, Nematoda, Chromadorea, Rhabditida, Strongylidae. The record is from the annotation of a GenBank genome assembly.
AAAACUUGCAAUGUUACGUCUGGCAUUGCUCCAACUAUUACUGUAACAACCGUGUCACGACUGGAACUGCCCGGUAAUCCCGUCCAAUUGAUGUGCCGAGCAAGUGGUGUACCAAAACCGAAGGUGAUGUGGCAACGGUUGACGGAUGAUGACACUCUCGAAGAGAUCGACAACGAAUCGCACAUGGUUUGUUCUGAUUCUGAAGAUUAUGACGUUUCUUUUGAGCAACAAAGUCAAAAUGCGAUUUUAGGCAAAACCUGCAAUGCUACGUCUGGCAUUGCUCCAACGAUUACUGUAACAACCGUGUCACGACUGGAACUGCCCGGUAAUCCCGUGCAAUUGAUGUGCCGAGCAAGUGGUGUACCAAAACCGAAGGUGAUGUGGCAACGGUUGACGGAUGAUGACACUCUGGAAGAGAUUGACAACGAAUCGCACAUGGUUUGUUCUGAUUCUGAAGAUUAUGACGUUUCUUUUUUGGGCAACAAUGUCAAAAUGCAAUUUUAG